GAAUUGAUGCACUUAGCUUUGAAUUGAUUGAAAAUGGUUGAUGCACUUCAAAUUAAUCUUUGUUCUAAAUUUCUAAUUUUGGGAAAAUUUCUAUGUUCAAUGUCAAACACUAAACGUUUUUACUUGCACCCUUAGUCAGAAGUGACAAAAUUGGUGGGACACAAGAAACGAUGUUUGAAAAUUUUUAAAAUACGAUUUUAAGGCUGUCAAUUUGCCAUUACCGCCAAUGGAAUUUACCGGCUUUGCUAACACGACAAAAGCGUAAGCACUUAGCUAUAUGUGCAAGUGAUGAAGCUUUCAAGGUAAUAGAACUGUUCUACAGUCUACAGACUCUGACAAAUGCUUGCAGAGGGAAGAAUGAAAAACAGCAGACAUUUAAAGUUGUAUCGAGAUAUUACAAGAACGUAACCGGGUUCGGUUGUCUAUUCGUUUUACAUUUACCCCAUCCAUUUUUGAGUCAUCGCUGUUGUCUAUAUAAGCAUUUAAAAGAUAAAAACAUGUACCCUUUCCCCAAUCAAAUGGCUUACAAUUAACGUCUUAAACAAGGUUUUUUCGAAGUCUGUAAGCCAACGAGCAUUGCAAGUAUCAUCAAAGAGUAAAAAAGUUGACAAAACUCUUUCGAUUAAAAGCUAGAGUGUGAAACAGGUUAUAAAAAUUAUGUAAGAAAGAGGACACCCAUGUGAUGUGUGUAGUAUAGAAAGAACAAAGUAGAUUGAAAAAAAACUAAAAAUGAAGCAUCGUUGGAAAGAGCAUGAAACACUAAAAUGCUUUUAACUCAAUGGGAUAAACAGCAAUGAAAUAAAAUGAUUUUUCCAAUUUUAAUUAUGAGAACCACAUAAUUUUGCUCCGACAAAAUCUGAAUGUUUCUUAGAGUGCAUUUUGACGGAGAGGCUACCCAUAAUUGCGUUAGUCACAUAAUGCGGCCCAGCUGGGAAAUGCCCACCAACUACAACUCUUUUCUGUUUUCGUUUCUUCAAUGUAUGUAGAAUAUCACAACAUUGACCGAUUUUGUAAAACUUGUGCGGUUAUAAGUCGGGUUAUAAAUCGAGAAACACAAUUCUUUUUUAACGCAAGGAUAAAUGAGACAUAUUCACAGUAACAAAAUCUAUCAAAACAAUGUUAACUGACUCUGGUCAGCUGGACGAUUGAAAGGGGUUAAAAGCGAUGGGCACGAGGGUGCAAGAGAUGGGCAACACAGGCUGCAGAUCAUUUCACGUAGGCCAAUGCUGAUCUUGGUUGCCAGGAACUUGUUGUACAACGACUGUUUCGUAAUGGACCAAAUUACAUGAAGAUAAAAGUAUUCUUUCAGUUAUUCAUUGUUGCUUCAUAAUAUUUCAUUUGUUUCUUUAUUUGUUUGAAGUUCGUAGCUUUAUAGAUGCCACUAACCACGUGUGCUAGAAGUUGUACUCCACUAUUGUUGAGAAAUAUUUUUAUUGAAUUAGCGAGUAAAUAUUGAAUACUUCAUGCUAUUUGUUUGCUCUCUAACUAGACGGCUAAACAUUCGGAUAAUUGCAUUUUUUUUUCCUGUUUAAAGAAAAAUGACGAAGCGCAAGAAAGAUGACUGCAUUUGCGAAUCUACUCUAUCCUCUCCUCUCCAGAAUCUUGUUUUUAACGCUCGGCCAUCAGUGUAUUCCGGGAGGGUUACGUGUCAGAUAUGCUUUGAAAGCUGUCUUAGAAAGCGUGUAAAGCUUGAAAGUAUUGGAACAAUAAAGGAAACACAUUAUUUUAAUGACAGAGCUGACAUCACUGACAAAGCGAUGGGCUGAAUAUGAUCAUUCUUAUAACAAAGUGCUGUCCUUAGUCAAUUGGAGCAGCAAAGAAAAUCACAAAGCAUGCUGAAGAAAAUUUUCCAAGGAAUCUUUUUGAUGUCGCAAAAAAGAUGAACGUAAAAGCAACCAUCAAUUUAGCAGCCAAACAAGAGAGGAGGAAUGUAGAGUUCAAAACAACGGUCGUAAUCAUAUUAACCCGUAAAGGAAAAAUACAAGAGGAUCAUAUAUUCACAAAUCAACACAAGAUGACCGACUUUGUAUAAUUUGCAACGAAGUGAAACAUGUGAAAGGAGCAGUAUUACCAUUGCUAACCAUGUCAUUACAAAGAGAAGAAGAAGCACAGCAUGAAAUUGAAAAAAGUUUGACAACUUUUGCUGAAUUAGACCCUAUAUAUUGAUAUGGUAAAUCUCGUACUCAAUAGCUACCAUAUUUUUUCAACGCACUGGUAAUUGGAGUGGGUAUUUACAAUGUCUUAAAGAAUUCCUUCCUUACUGUUUUGCACUGAACCCUCAUAAGUAUGCCAGAAAUCUGCCAUGCCUCUUUGUUCAUGUUACUAACUUAGAACAUUCUCAUCUGGAAUUGUAUGACAACAUUAUGAAGAACGGUUUUAUUGUCUCCCUUACUGGCCAGCCCUUUACAAGAAUUCCAUGCGAUCAAGUUAUUGAAAUGACAGUUAACAACUCCAGCGAAUCAACAGGAGGACUAUCAGGAAAAACUGAGAAUGCUGGUGCCAGUGAGCGGUGGAUGAGAAUCAACCACAUCGUGGCAGCUUUGAGAGACACGUUGGAUAGUAUGACAAGAAAUCGGGCAAGUUCACAUCAAGUGGAUCUCGAAGAUAAGCGAUUGGAAAGUGACAAGAAACACAUACUAGUUAAUACCUUGACAGAGUGGAUCCCGACUGUUUGGGAAAAUGACCAAGAUAUUGUUAAUAUAUCUACAGGUGCAAUUGCAACAGCUGAGAUGGCUGAUAAUGUAUAAAGCACAAAAACAAGGGGACAAGAAGCCAUGAAAAGUUUCUUUGAAAGAGUAACAAAAUCUCAUCACCCAGAAACCUUUGAAAAAUCAGAACGAUAUUAUGACAGAAUCAAUAGGGAGAGAGUAAUUUCAUUUGACACAAAAAAAGGCAGAAAAAAGUGACUACUUACGAAGAUGAGAAAAGAUCUUUUGGAGAGAUACUGUCACGAUUUGAAAGAAAGAAGCUAAAUUUGCGCAUGAUUAUGGAGUGGCCUGUCACAAGUAAACCAUAUGCUAUCGCUGCAGAAGAUGGAAAAUCACGUGCAAGCUCAAACACACUCGAAACUACUUGCCUACUUGAAACGUACACUUCGAAACCACUUGCAACAGCAAAGUCUCGAUAAACCAACAAAAGGCCCACCUGUAACAUUCAGACGUCUUUUGUAGAUGCAAUGCGAGUCGUUAGGAUUAUAUUGAUUACUGAUGCUUCCCCUCCUACAUUUCUGUCAUGGGCAAAUAGAGUUUUCAGAUAUUUGGAGGCAUUGCCAGAUGAAAUUCUACAUAUUGUUUUUCGAUGAUUAUUCACCGGUUGAAGAUCCAACAAAACUGCUAUCAAAAGGAAGAGCGAACAAGGGCAAGGAAAGAAAGAUUGCUAAUCUAAAUCAGGAUUUGCCAAAGGCAAACGAAUAGUAAGAAUUUCUGACAAACGACAAAAAUAAGCAUCAAAUUUGUAGUUUACUAGCUGACUUGACACCUUUUCUGGCAUUACAACUAAGAAGGCCAUAUAAGUAACAAAGGAACGGCAAUAUUUUGCGAAAUGUGUAGGUGCACCUUUUCAAUCAGUUCGAGAAUUGUUUUAAACCACAGAGAAGCUGAUCAAAGGUAUGAUAGAGAUCUUACAACCUUAAACUUUAACAAAAAUUAUUGUUUCUUCGGACUUGCUUCCAUACCUUAUCAUCCAUAUUGUUUGUUUUCUUAAUUUUUUAUAUUUUAGGCUAGCAUUUCAUAGCAUUCAUGCAGCAAAGACAACAAGGCAAUCUGUCUGCGUAGUUGCGGAUGAUACUGAUAUCUACAUUCUUCUGUUGUUUGUUUGUGGACAAUGUGAUGUCGAUCUUUAUUUUCUUCAAGGAACGAAAUCUUUGCCAGCUUUUCAUGGCCUAACGGGAUCAAAUUACACAAACCCAAUGUAUUAAGGUUGAAAAUACAGUGUUUCAAAAGGUUAUUUAAAAAUCCCGAAAGAGCAGACCUUUUAUUAUCACUGCAAUCCCGAAAUGCCGACAUUGUAAAGUUACUGAUUUUGUUUUACAUGUUAUCUAUAAUCGACCACGAAGGGAGAAAACUCCAGAUAUGCAAUGCUAUAUCUGAACACAGGAAGAAAAAAGGCGUUUGCGUCAACAAAAGCUUUGCCGCCAGAUAGUAAGUCACUGGAAAUGAAAAUCAGACGAUCAAAUUUGGUAUGCAAUGGCUGGGUUAACUGUUUGAACAGCAAUUACGAGAAGCUCGAUCCCUUGUUAUAUGGUUGGAGAUUCGAAAAUGAUGUUUUGUGUCCUCUUUGGUUUGAUGGUCCAUCUCUUCCAAAUGAAGAUAGGAUAAUGACACAACUUCGAUGUGACAGCACAUUUUUCGCGAUUCCAGAAGCUUAGGAGGAAACAUCUAGUGAUAGCGAUGAAGAAACUGGUUUUUUCGACUACGUGAUGUCUGAAUCACCCGAGGGUUCAUCAUCUGAAAAUGAUGUCUAAAUACAAAAACACCUCAAAUUGGACAAACUCUUUUUUAUAUUUAUCUUUAUGUAUUUGGGUAUUUCUCGAUUGAUUUGCGACACUUAAAAGUACGAAAUCAGAUAAUUCUUGUUUUCCAGGGGGUAGUUUUUUUGAGUAAAUCGAGAUGCAGGUUUGCUUUUAGUCAAUUUUGGGAUAAUUAACACAUCUAAAGAGGAGGUUUUGAUCAGAAGAAACAUUUCUUGAUUGUCGAAAUUCACACUUGAACUUAGUUCUGGGCAAUACGGAGAAUAAUGCCACUUAUCAUAACUUCUUACCCCCUGAUUAGCCUAGACGUUUAAAGCCAAAUAUUUCGUCAGGAGUUGAUUUUAACAUACUCAUGUGUUUACAUUCUUUGUUUCUCGUGAUAAUAGCUAUCGAUUUGUGUUUUUGGUUUAAGAUUUUGAUGACUUUAAUUUUUUACCCUAUGGAAAAUUUAGGCCCCAAUUUUUUGUCCAAAUUUGGGACAAACCGCACAAGUUUUCAAAAAUCGGCCAAUGUUGUGAUAUUCUACACACAUCGAAGAAACGAAAACGAAAAGAGUUGUAGUUGGUAGGCAUUUCCCAGCUAGGCCACAAUAUGUGACUGACUAUAAAGGGGUGUCCCCACGCUAGGGGCACCAUUGAGUGUCAUGCUAUGUAAUUCCGCAAGGUAGCAAACGCCCUAAAAGGGCCCUGUGGCGCGAGGCACCCAGAUAGCUUUGUUGUAUGCAAGAAAUUAAGUAGUCAUUAUCCCCUGCAUGUUGAUUCUGAAAAACUGCAGCUUUCUCUCCAAGUUCAGUUUUUUUUGUAGAGGAUUGUCGUCUCGCUCGAAAAUAUGGUUGUUAGAACCCAGGAGCAGUUUAAUCCCACCUUACAACUCAUGUGUUGCUCAGCUGCUGCUGGAAACACUAAAACCUUGUUUUUCACAAAUCGAUGCGGGGGCAAGGAAGAAAUCUUGCAUGGCCCAUUAAUUAUUGACAGUAUCCUUAUCAAACCCCUGAUUUUUUGUAAACAUUGUCAAGGAAAGACUCUGGUUCUUUGUUGUUCAGGAGGUUAGACUUCCACUGUUCCGAAAAUCCGCUUGUUGAACAGCCUCCGUCAUCACUACUUUGAUUCAUAUAUCGUUUUGGAAUGUGAUAAUUUAUCGGGGGGUAUUGACCCUUGCAUUUUCCGGGUCACACAAAACAUCUGUUGGCGAUAAAUUGUUGUAUUUAGUUAACGUGCACACUUGGAAUAUUGCCCUUUCUUGUCUAGUUUUUGCGACAGGAGACGUAAAGAAAGUAAACGGAGAAAAUGCCGUUUUUUCUGUGAAUGACCUGUCCGCAGCACAUAAGUGAGGUUACCGCUAUAUUAUCAAAGGGCCUAGGCGAACCAACAUGGACAUGGUAGUCCCGUGUAGGCCUCGAAGAUCGUCACGCUCAGGAAACGAUUUUACGGUAUCCUCCAAUGAGUUAGAUAGUUUAAGAAGACAUCCAGA
This is a messenger RNA of Rhopilema esculentum, 5938 nucleotides long. RefSeq lists its product as uncharacterized. Lineage: Eukaryota; Metazoa; Cnidaria; Scyphozoa; Rhizostomeae; Rhizostomatidae. The record is from RefSeq and is a predicted model, not a curated record.